Molecule: messenger RNA, 348 nt
Organism: Linepithema humile (Argentine ant)
Lineage: Eukaryota; Metazoa; Arthropoda; Insecta; Hymenoptera; Formicidae
Source: RefSeq, a predicted model, not a curated record
AUGGGAAGAUCAAAAAGCGAAGGAAAUGUGCCGAGGACGGAGACGUCCAGUAUGAAGACGGCGAUGGUACUGUCGUCGUCCAUUACGAGAACGGCAACAGUACCGUUAUCGCCUAGCACGAAAGCGAUGACGAUACCAUCGUCGUCUUACAAUACGAGAGCGAUGAGGGUACCAUCGUCGUCUUAUAAUACAAGAGCAGCGGUAGUAUCAACAUCGAGAGCUAACGCGGGUAUGUCGCCGUCACCGCUGCCGCCGCCGCCGCCGCCGCCACUGCCGCUGAAACAAUUGCAGCAGACGCAGCCAACGUGGGGUGCGAAAACGCUUCCAGCAGAAAAAUCGAUUGAAUGA